UUGUAGGUGCGGCGGUGUAAGCUAUUCAAAUUCAUCGAUUCAUUUCAAUUGCAUAACAAGAAGACACGCGCACAUGUCCUUCUCAAUCUCACCUUAGACUCCGACAUCGCAUGAUUCCCCACCACUUCUUCCUUGUUACUAUCGCUUUUGUCACCUUCUUGUCUUUCAAAUAUCAUAGUCCUUUACAUCGUACCAAACAACAGCAACAACAAUGUCACACUUGAUCAAACUACUACCCGAACCCUCUGAUUCAUUCUACCCAGGUGGUCUCUUUCUACAUGCUGACACGCUUCCCACCUCCUUCGUUUCCUUUGUUCCUUCUUCUUCUUCUUCUUCUUCUUCCUCCUCCUCCUCGGACAAGGAGUUUUCCAACACGGCUACGGUUUCGUGUUUCUCUCGAGGUCCUAGAAGAAGGGUUGGUUUCGAAAUCUUCAGAUCGGAAGGUAGAGUUUAUGGGGUAGGUGGUGUUGGGUUCUUGUCGUUGAGCUUGUCCAUAGACCGAAGCGAUGUGAAUCAGAGGUACGCUUCUCGAGAAUCUUCUGGCGAGAUUCUGGUGGAGGAGCACCAUGAGAAAACUGUGUCUUCUGAUUCUGAGAAGGUGGUAGUGGAAGCUCGAGAGAAAGAGAAUGGAUCGGGUGCUAUGAACAUGACCAAGCAUCUCUGGGCUGGAGCUGUGGCUGCCAUGGUUUCAAGAACUUUUGUUGCACCUCUUGAGAGGCUUAAGCUGGAGUACAUAGUUCGUGGUGAACAGAAGAACCUUUUCGAGCUCAUCCAGGCAAUUGCGGCUUCUCAAGGGCUGAAAGGUUUUUGGAAAGGAAACUUUGUAAAUAUUCUUCGGACAGCACCCUUUAAGGCUAUAAAUUUUUAUGCCUAUGAUACUUACAGAAAUAAACUAAUGAGGAUGAUGGGGCAUCAAGAAUCCACAAAUUUUGAGAGAUUUGUUGCCGGUGCUGCUGCAGGAAUUACGGCUACCCUCCUCUGCUUGCCCAUGGACACUAUCAGAACAGUAAUGGUAGCACCUGGCGGUGAAGCCUUGGGAGGUGUAAUUGGUGCCUUCCGCCACAUGAUCAAAACUGAGGGAUUCUUUUCUCUUUACAAGGGUUUAGUACCCUCUAUUGUUAGCAUGGCACCUUCAGGUGCCGUCUUCUAUGGUGUUUACGAUAUUUUAAAGUCAGCAUAUCUUCAUUCACCUGAAGGGAAGAGAAGACUACAGCAUAUGAAAGAUGAGGGUCAAGGGCUGAACGCUUUGGAACAACUUGAAUUGGGUACCAUUAGAACUUUGUUGUAUGGUGCUAUUGCUGGAUGUUGUUCCGAAGCUGCUACAUACCCCUUUGAAGUUGUGAGGAGACAGCUUCAAAUGCAAGUUCGGGCAACAAGGUUGAACCCGAUGGCAACUUGUGUCAAGAUUGUUGAACAAGGAGGUGUUCCUGCACUUUAUGCUGGACUAAUUCCCAGCUUAUUGCAGGUGUUACCAUCAGCUGCUAUUAGUUAUCUUGUUUACGAGUUCAUGAAGAUAGUUCUCAAAGUAGAAUCUACAUAGAUGAUUAUGGCAACAAUUCAAGAGCCAGAUAUAGUUUGAAAUAUGAAUACAAGUAGUAUUACAUUCUUUUCCCUUUUACUAGAUGUGGGAGAGAAUCAAAGAUGUCUCACACAAACAAUUAAGUGAUGUUUCCUUACAUUUGGAUAUUUUGUUGUUCUUAUACGGUUUACUUCAUAAUCAUAUGAAGAAAACAGGAGAGCUUUUCAUCUUCACAAAAACACUUGACCAUCUCUUUCACUCAAUAUGAGCUGCUGAGGGCUUCUCUAUGUUGAGUAUAAAGGGCUACUUUUUGUUUUACAAGUAGUAUAGUUUUAAUUUUCUUAGU
Molecule: messenger RNA, 1865 nt
Organism: Arachis duranensis
Lineage: Eukaryota; Viridiplantae; Streptophyta; Magnoliopsida; Fabales; Fabaceae
Product: probable mitochondrial adenine nucleotide transporter BTL3
Exons: 4
Coding region: 212-1540 (442 amino acids)
Biological process (GO): transmembrane transport
Source: RefSeq, a predicted model, not a curated record